AUGCUUACAGAAUUUUUUACUAUGUGUAAAAAAAUUAAAGAAGGUAACAAGAAGAAACAUGAAAAGGACCAUGAAAAGGAGUUAUUAUAUGUGGAAUUUCCUGAAUAUUAUGUUUGGGAUUCAACAUCAAAAUCUUGGCGUCCAAGAAAACAGAGACAAGUGAUAGGUCGAAUAAAUGGGGCUAAUCCAAUUGAAGGAGAGAGAUAUUACCUGCGACUAUUGCUUACUCACAUUAGGUGUCCGAAAUCAUUUGAAGAUCUACUGACGGUAAAUGGUAAUCAGUGCAAAUCUUUCAAGCAAUCAGCUGAGAAAUUAGGUCUUUUGGAAUCUGAUGAUAGCAUAAGAGAGUGCUUAGAUGAAGCCAUCGUCUUCCAAAUGCCAACAGCACUUCGACGUUUGUUUGCAACUAUAUUGGUUCAUUGUGAGCCUACAGAUGUUAAUCAUUUGUGGGAUAAAUAUAUUGAAUCAUUAUCUGAAGACUACUCAAGGAAACCAAAUGCUACUAGAGCUUCGGUGAUAAAUGAUACUCUUCUCAAUAUUAACUUCUACUUAAAGAGCAUGGGAAAGGAUAUUAAAAAUUUUGACUUGCCACCUUUACAAGCCAAAAACAUUACAGAGGAAGGUUCAUACCCAAGAGAAAUAAAAGAAGAGCUAGAUGUACAAAUCUCAACUGAUGAUCUAAAUGCUGCAACAAAACUCAACUAUGAACAACAUACUACAUACACUACAAUAUUAUCACGAGUUGAAGAAAAUAAAAGUGGAGUUUUCUUUAUUGACAGUCUAGGAGGAACUGGGAAGACUUAUUUAUAUCGCGCUCUACUUGCCACAGUAAGAUCGCAAUGUAUGAUAGCUCUUGCUACAGCGACAUCAGGUGUCGCAGCUGUAAUAAUGCCUGGUGGAAGAACAGCACACUCCAGAUUUAAAAUCAAAAUCCCAACAACAGAUUCAUCUAUGUGCAGUAUAUCAAAGCAAGAUGGGACAUCAAAACUCCUUAGAAUAGCACGUCUAAUAAUUUGGGACGAGGCUGCUAUGGCUAAACGCGUUGCAAUUGAAACGUUGGAUAGAACACUAAGAGAUUUAAUGGAUAAAGAUGAACCAUUUGGCGGAAAAGUUAUUGUAUUUGGUGGUGAUUUCAGACAAGUUUUACCAGUGGUGCCUCGCUCAACAAGAUCACAAACUAUCAAAGAAAGUUUGGUAAGUUCACAUUUAUGGAGAAAAAUGAUCAAACUACAACUUUCCAAAAAUAUGAGAGCAAAAUCAGACACAGCAUUCAGUGAAUUUCUUCUUAGGAUUGGGAAUGGAGAUGAACCAACAAUGACACGGGAUUUCAUAAAACUGCCUAAUGCAAUGUUGAUCCAGAAUCAAGGUGAUGAGCUACCGGAAGAUUCUCUCAUAAAUUCAAUUUUUCCAUCUUUAGAUGAAAAUUUCAAGUCUAUUGACUAUAUGAAAGAUAGAGCUAUCCUUGCAACAAAAAAUGAAUAUGUUGACAUGUUAAAUGAUAGACUAAUAAAAAGGUUUCCAGGAGAAGGAAAAGAAUUCUAUAGCUUUGAUGAAGCAGUUGAUGACACUAAUCAUCAUUACCAAGAAGAAUUUUUGAACACUCUGCUCCCUAAUGGACUACCGCCACACAAGCUACUGUUGAAAAAAUAUUGUCCAAUUAUUUUACUAAGGAACUUGGAUCCAACUAAUAGACUGUGCAACGGUACAAGAAUGGUAUGUCAAGAUUUUAACUAUAAUGUAAUUCAAGUUAAAAUCACAAUGAGACAACAUGCUGGAAAAGAAGUUUUUUUGCCAAGAAUACCAUUGUCACCAGCAGAAGAUGAAGGAUUACCAUUCAAGUUCAAACGCAAACAAUUUCCCAUAAGAUUAUGUUUUGCAAUGACAAUUAAUAAAUCCCAAGGGCAAAUAAUACCUAACGUAGCUAUUUAUCUACCUGAACCAGUGUUCUCUCAUGGACAAUUAUAUGUUGCUUUAUCGCGGGGUACUUCUAUGAUGACAACCAAGGUCUUAAUAACAUCAGAUGGAAAAUUUGCAGAAGAGGAACAAUACACAAAAAAUGUUGUAUACAAGGAAGUUCUCCAGCCAAACGACCACGAGGAAUAA
Asparagus officinalis (garden asparagus) is the source of this 2103-nucleotide messenger RNA. Its product is annotated as ATP-dependent DNA helicase PIF1-like. Gene Ontology annotation, molecular function: DNA helicase activity. The transcript has a single exon. The coding region runs from base 1 to 2103 and encodes 700 amino acids. Gene Ontology annotation, biological process: telomere maintenance; DNA repair. Lineage: Eukaryota; Viridiplantae; Streptophyta; Magnoliopsida; Asparagales; Asparagaceae. The record is from RefSeq and is a predicted model, not a curated record.